AUGGAGUCGUCCUGGACGCCGGGGACCCGAGUCCACGUCUAUCGCUGGCUGAAUCACGAUGCGGCGCGCAAGACCGCCAAUGCGCAAAAGUUGAAGUCGCUGCCAGAAAUCAAGACCAAGCCCAGCUGGACCAAAAAGAUUCAUCCAGGUGUAUCCUCGUUCGCCGAUCGUCCGGAAGACGUCGGACCACAGCACCUUGAAGAACUCCUGCAACACGCCCAGGAGAUCAUCCCCCGCGAUGCCAUCAAAGAUACCCCGAUUUUCUUACUGGCCACCGCCGGCAUGCGCCUCCUACCCGAUGUCCAACGAAACCUCCUCCUAGAGCAGAUCUGUUCCUACGCCAGUGCCAAUUCCGACUUCCUCCUUCCCGACUGCGGCGUCCACAUCCAGGUCAUUCCCGGCGUUACAGAAGGCUUGUAUGGAUGGAUCGCGACCAACUAUCUCUUGGGAAGCUUCGAUGAACCAGAGGCGCAUGACCACGGCAAGGGUCACCAUACCUACGGCUUCUUGGACAUGGGAGGCGCGUCCGCUCAAAUCGCCUUCGCCCCCAAUGCUACCGAGAGCGAAAAGCACGCCAACGAUUUGACCUUGCUGCGCCUGCGAAACCUCGAUGGAUCCGAACAAGAACAUCGCGUCUUUGUGACCUCGUGGCUGGAGUUUGGAGUCCACGAAGCCCGUCGCCGCUACAUCGAAGCCUUGCAAGAAGCAAACAUGAUAGACACGUCCCAAGAGCUCCCUGAUCCUUGUCUUCCUGCGGGCCUCAGAACGACCAUCGACGGCAAACCGCUGCCAGUUGACGGCGAGGAAGGCGUCGCCCUCGUGGGAACGGGCAAGUUCGAUGAAUGUUUGAGACAGACGUACCCCCUCCUGGAUAAGGAUGCUCCCUGUGCCGACGAGCCUUGUCUCUUGCACGGCAUCCACGUCCCUGCCAUCGAUUUCGACGUCAACCACUUUGUCGGCAUCAGCGAGUAUUGGCAUUCGACGCACGAUAUUUUCGAGCUCGGCGGUCACAAAGUCUCGUACAACUUCAAGACGUACCAGGAGCGCGUGCAGGCUUUCUGUUCGCAGGAUUGGGAGGACAUCGAAGAGGGCAUCCAUCUCCACAAAUGGGGAAAGAAGUUGGAUCAGGAACUGGCCUCGGAGAUCUGCUUCAAAGCGUCCUGGAUCAUCAAUGUUCUCCACGAUGGAAUUGGCGUGCCUCGGGUGAGUUUGGAGGAGGCCGGUUCUGCCCAUAAUGGGACCAAGGAGCUGCUCUCCCAAGGACGGAUCAAGGGGUACAUUGACCCCUUCCAAGCGGUCCACAAGAUUGACUCGACCGAAGUGAGUUGGACGCUGGGGAAAAUGGUCCUCUACGCAUCUUCCCAGGUCCCGGUGGAGGUUGACGAAGCCCUGCCGGUGGGGUUUGGGAGCAACGUGGACGGGGUCCCCGCCGAUUUCCAGUUCCCUAGCGUGGAGCUGCUACCCCCCACGGAAGGUCUCCAUCAGGAGUCGUGGCACGAUGCCCUUUUCGAAGGAGGCAGCUCUCGUCGAGUGCCCGGGUUCAUCUUAUUCCUGUCUAUCAUUAUCAUGGCCUUGUUCUUCCUCUGUGGGCGGAACCGUCGCAUGCGGAUGUACCACAAGAUCAAUCAACUGUUCCACCGCGGAGGGCCGUCGCAUCCGAAUCAUCCCAAAAAACGCCGAUUCCUCGGGGGCAAACUGCCCUUCUUUGGCAGUCGAAGUCCCUCUUAUGAACGCGUGUUGGAAGACGGUGUCGGCGAAUUCGAUAUGGGCGGACUCGACUCUGGCCGCAGCUCGUCGGAAGGAGGGCGGUCCUCCGACGCCGACUCGGCGAGUUUCCUGCCCCCCAACCGCACGUCCAGCUGGGGGAGUGGCAAUGCACCCAGCCUCAAAUAUGGCUUAGACAACUCUUCGACGGGGACGAUUGGCCUCGGCAUCACGGCGGGCUCCGGUGUCAAUGCCAUGGACCGCACGGGGCUGGUGGUGAGAACCGAAAGUCGCGACCAUCUGGCUCCCAUCGCGCUGGGCCCAACCACCAACGGCCGCCGCUCGCGAGCCGGCAGUCCAACGCGAUCCCACCGGUCGCCGGCGUUGACGCCGCUUUCCCACGACUAA
Molecule: messenger RNA, 2112 nt
Organism: Aspergillus terreus NIH2624
Lineage: Eukaryota; Fungi; Ascomycota; Eurotiomycetes; Eurotiales; Aspergillaceae
Product: putative nucleoside diphosphatase (Ynd1)
Exons: 3
Coding region: 1-2112 (703 amino acids)
Biological process (GO): nucleoside diphosphate catabolic process
Cellular component (GO): membrane
Molecular function (GO): nucleoside diphosphate phosphatase activity
Source: RefSeq, a predicted model, not a curated record